CCUUUGCAGGCACACACAAUGUUACUAGCUCGCCAGAGUAUUAUUCACUCUCGCUCGCUUUUGCGAUCAUUCUCUACAACCCCAAUUCGUCAGACAAAAGUCGCUGUCCUGGGUGCCGGGGGUGGUAUUGGGCAGCCGCUGUCUCUACUUCUUAAGGCGGACCCUCUCGUCUCAGCGUUGAGUCUGUACGAUAUCCGCGGUGCUCCCGGUGUGGCUGCCGAUGUCAGUCACAUUGACACCCAAAGCGAUGUCCAGGGCUUCGCCCAGGAUCAGGUCGCUCAGGCCCUCGAUGGGUCUAAGAUCAUUCUCAUCCCUGCCGGUGUCCCCCGGAAGCCUGGUAUGACCCGCGAUGACCUAUUCAACACCAAUGCUUCAAUCGUUCGGGACCUCGCCAAGUCUAUUUCUGAGCAUUCUCCCGACGCCCACGUCCUCGUUAUUUCCAAUCCUGUGAAUUCGACUGUUCCAAUCGUUUCAGAGGUCUUCAAAAAGGCGGGUAAUUACCAGUCCAACAGGCUCUAUGGUAUCACGACCCUAGAUGUUGUCCGUGCCUCGCGCUUCCUUUCUAGUGUCAGGGGUACGGAUCCAGUGGAGACACCUGUUACUGUCGUCGGUGGACAUUCUGGGGUUACAAUUGUUCCACUCCUUUCUCAGUCUCCCGUGGGCAAAGCCCUUAGCCAGGAUUCCGAAGACUGGUCUAGCCUCGUGCAUCGAAUUCAAUUUGGCGGUGAUGAAGUUGUUAAGGCUAAGGAUGGGGCCGGUAGCGCCACGCUCUCCAUGGCUUAUGCGGCGGCCAAGUUCACUCAUGCGCUCCUUAGGGCCCUCAAUGGCGAGAAAGGUGUCAUCACCCCAACCUUCACCGAAUCUCCUUUGUUCAAAGACCAGGGUGUCAGCUUCUUCUCUAGCAACGUCGAGCUGGGUCCCGAAGGCAUCACCAAAAUUCACCCACUGGGUUCCAUCUCGCCUGCGGAGCAGAAACUCAUCGAGAAUGCACUCCCAGAACUCAAGAAGAACAUUGAGAAGGGUUUGAAGUUCGCUGACAACUCCCCAUGA
Cantharellus anzutake is the source of this 1050-nucleotide messenger RNA. RefSeq names its product malate dehydrogenase. NCBI's taxonomy places the organism in Eukaryota, Fungi, Basidiomycota, Agaricomycetes, Cantharellales, Hydnaceae. The transcript is spliced from 5 exons. Gene Ontology annotation, cellular component: cytoplasm; mitochondrion. Gene Ontology annotation, molecular function: L-malate dehydrogenase (NAD+) activity. The coding region runs from base 19 to 1050 and encodes 343 amino acids. The record is from RefSeq and is a predicted model, not a curated record. Gene Ontology annotation, biological process: malate metabolic process; tricarboxylic acid cycle.